AUGUCCUCAUCAAACUUCCACAAGCAGGAUGCUCCUAGAACCCCCGAGCCUUGGAAAUCUGACCUCCUUGACUGCUUCUCCGAUCCCAAAAGCUGUUGCUUAACAUUUUGGUGUCCAUGCAUCACUUUUGGCCGGAUUGCUGAGAUUGUGGAUAAAGGCUCUCCAUCUUGUGCUGUAAGUGGAGCACUGUACGCGUUCAUAGCUAUCGUGAUUGGUUUUCCUUACUGCUAUUCAUGCUCCUACCGCUUGAAGAUGAGGGAGCAGUACGCUUUGGACGGGAACCAUUGUAGUGAUUUUUUGAUUCACUGCUUCUGUGAGACCUGUGCCUUGUGCCAGGAGUAUCGUGAGCUCCAAAGUCGCGGUUUUAACAUGGCCAUCGGAUGGGAUGGAAAUAUGGAUGCAAGGAACCGCAAAGUGGCAAUGGCCCCGGUGCCUCCGAUGGUGGAGGAAGGCAUGAAACGAUAA
This is a messenger RNA of Rosa chinensis, 465 nucleotides long. RefSeq names its product protein PLANT CADMIUM RESISTANCE 2. The transcript is spliced from 4 exons. Lineage: Eukaryota; Viridiplantae; Streptophyta; Magnoliopsida; Rosales; Rosaceae. The record is from RefSeq and is a predicted model, not a curated record. The coding region runs from base 1 to 465 and encodes 154 amino acids.